AUGUCUAGUAAACAAAGUACCACGUCUGCCAAGAAUUCUGCAAACCAAGCUUCGAGUAUCAACAUGAAUCACCAGCUUCUUGAAUUUGAUACCAAAAAGAAGUUUCUGCGCAUAACUCUGGACUUCAUGAACGAUAUAUCGCCGACGGUCUUUGAGAGUUUAAUCAAGACUUUACCAAAUUAUCGUCAUCGAGUGACAAGCAUCACCAUCAGGAUGGUUUUUAAACCUAAAGACAAGGACGACCUCAAUCAUACCAAGGCACGCCGUGAGAUCCUCGAGGAUGUGGUACAUCAAAUCAACAACUUCACCCGUAUGGCCAUACUUUGUUUCGUUCUUAACCUCGACUAUCUCAGCCUCAGCCAGAUCGAACCUGCAAGCGCGAUCUAUGGAUUGAACUUCAAGUCAUGGACUUUUGAUAUCUUGACUGAUGAUGUGGAACAUGUUCAACAUAAUAGCGCCAUUGAUGUAUCACUGAGAGCUCAUUUCGAAAGGAAUGCAUUAAUGAAAGAAUGUGCUAGAUUUAGGCGCAUGUUUGCCAGAGAUUUUAGCCUGCGAGAUCUUUGGCCUUGA
Molecule: messenger RNA, 570 nt
Organism: Sclerotinia sclerotiorum 1980 UF-70
Lineage: Eukaryota; Fungi; Ascomycota; Leotiomycetes; Helotiales; Sclerotiniaceae
Exons: 1
Coding region: 1-570 (189 amino acids)
Source: RefSeq, a predicted model, not a curated record